UACAUCCGCACAUAGAAGAAGAGCUCAGGCAACAUGGCGGACGCACUUUACACGCAGCUUCAACUGCACUGACAAAUUCUAUUGUGUUACUGGUGUAACUCGUUUUAAAAUUGUAUAUCUGUUUAUUUAAAUACUUUUGUUUCUAUAUAGCGAGUGCUAUGGGGAAAAAAGAAAAGGGUGACAGAGAGAAAAGGUCCAAAAAACGCUCUUAUGAAGAUGAGGAUUAUGAAGAGGACGCCCCUGGCGCAGAGUCACAGGAAGCCGUACCCACGGCGGCUGGAAAGCAGGUGGACGAAUCCAGCACUAAACUGGACGAAUAUGGAGCAAAAGACUACAGAUUACAGAUGCUGCUGAAGGCAGAUCAUUCGUCUCGACCUCUGUGGGUGGCUCCUGAUGGUCAUAUCUUCCUGGAGGCGUUUUCACCGGUCUAUAAGUACGCUCAGGAUUUCCUGGUGGCCAUCGCCGAGCCGGUGUGCAGGCCCAUCCACGUGCACGAGUAUAAACUGACCGCCUACUCGCUGUAUGCUGCUGUGAGCGUUGGCCUGCAGACCUCAGACAUUAUCGAGUACCUGCAGAAGCUUAGCAAGACGUCCGUCCCUGACGGCAUCAUUCAGUUCAUUAAGUUGUGCACAGUGAGCUAUGGGAAAGUCAAGCUGGUCCUGAAACAUAACAGGUAUUUUGUAGAAAGCGCCUUUCCAGAUGUGAUCCAGCGACUGCUUCAGGACCCGGUGAUUCGUGACUGUCGUCUGCGCACCGCUGAGGGGGAGGAGCCUGAGCUCAUAACGGAGGUCAUCUCUAACAAACCUGCAAUCUCUAAGACUCAAGAUAACGGUGGCGCUUCGACGUCUCAGUCGGCGGACGGACAACGCGGGAGUUCCCAGGUCCCAGAGGACAUCUACAGCUAUUAUGAACAGAUGGACAAAGAGGAGGAGGAAGAGGAGGAGACGCAGACGGUCUCUUUCGAGAUCCGCCAGGAGAUGAUCGAGGAGCUGCAGAAGCGCUGUAUCCAGCUGGAGUACCCUCUGUUAGCCGAGUACGACUUCCGCAACGACACCGUAAACCCCGACAUCAACAUGGACCUGAAGCCCACCGCCGUGCUCAGGCCCUAUCAGGAAAAGAGCCUGCGCAAGAUGUUCGGCAACGGUCGAGCUCGCUCCGGCGUGAUCGUCCUGCCAUGCGGAGCAGGGAAGUCUCUGGUGGGAGUCACGGCAGCCUGCACUGUGCGUAAGCGUUGCCUGGUGUUGGGGAACUCCUCCGUCUCGGUGGAACAGUGGAAAUCCCAGUUUAAGAUGUGGUCCACCAUCGACGACUCGCUGAUCUGCCGAUUCACUUCAGACGCCAAGGACAAGCCCAUCGGCUGCUCGGUGGCCAUCAGUACAUACUCCAUGCUGGGCCACACCACCAAGCGCUCUUGGGAGGCGAGAGUAAUGGAGUGGAUGCGCAGCCAGGAGUGGGGGCUCAUCAUCCUCGACGAGGUCCACACAAUCCCAGCGAGGAUGUUCAGGCGUGUUCUGACCAUAGUCCAGGCCCACUGUAAGCUGGGUUUGACAGCGACCCUGGUCCGAGAAGACGAUAAAAUCGUUGAUCUCAACUUCCUGAUUGGACCCAAAUUGUACGAGGCCAACUGGAUGGAGCUGCAGAAUAACGGCUACAUUGCUAAAGUGCAGUGUGCUGAGGUGUGGUGUCCGAUGUCCCCGGAGUUUUAUCACGAGUACGUGGCUAUAAAGACGAAGAAACGGAUCCUGCUUUACACCAUGAACCCCAACAAGUUCCGUGCCUGCCAGUUCCUCAUCCGCUUCCACGAGAGACGCAACGACAAGAUCAUCGUCUUUGCCGACAACGUCUUCGCGCUCAAAGAAUACGCCAUCCGCCUUAACAAACCGUACAUUUACGGACCCACGUCACAAGGGGAGCGAAUGCAGAUCCUCCAGAAUUUCAAGCACAACCCAAAAAUCAACACCAUUUUCAUCUCCAAGGUAGGAGACACGUCCUUCGACCUGCCUGAGGCAAACGUUUUGAUUCAGAUCUCAUCUCACGGCGGAUCCCGUCGUCAAGAGGCUCAGCGACUGGGCAGAGUUUUGCGUGCCAAGAAAGGAAUGGUUGCUGAGGAAUACAACGCCUAUUUCUACUCAUUAGUGUCUCAGGACACACAGGAAAUGGCCUAUUCGACAAAGAGACAGCGCUUCCUGGUGGACCAGGGAUACAGUUUUAAGGUGAUCACCAAGCUGGCAGGAAUGGAGGAGGAGGACUUGAUGUUCUCUACACGUGACGAACAGCAGCAGUUACUGCAGAAAGUUCUAGCAGCGACUGACCUGGAUGCAGAGGACGAGGUGGUGACCGGAGAGUUCGGAGGAAAAUCUCAGUUUUCUCGCCGGCCCGGUACCAUGAGCUCCAUGUCAGGGGCAGACGACGCCGUCUACAUGGAGUACCACACGUCACGCGGCAGCAAGAUGGCGGGCAUUAAGAACAUUCACCCUCUCUUUAAACGCUUCCGGAAGUGAGCACGGAGAAGAACAGCACUUCGGAUACUCACUCAUAGGACGUUUCCGAGUCCCAAACUUGAUGUUUUUAUUAGAAUAGGACCAACACAGUGUCAGUGAGAGACAAGGAAGAGAAAGAGAGGGUACAGUUACAAUGUUGUGUUGUUUUUACAUAAACUUAAGCACUAAUGGAAAAGAAAUAAAGACUGAAACUGAGAUGUUAUGACCCGCAUUCAAGCCUUUUUUGAUGUUCUGUAAAAGUAGUUUGAAUUGUGCAUAUUGGGAAAGAUGCUGCCAUGAACCUGAUUUGUCUUAAAUAUGUUCUUUAUUUGCUCUUUUUUUUGUAGUACGUGCAAAUUCUUCCAACUGGCUAAAUAAAAGAUUUCGUAAAUCUGUA
This is a messenger RNA of Silurus meridionalis, 2877 nucleotides long. RefSeq names its product excision repair cross-complementation group 3 (gene ercc3). Gene Ontology annotation, cellular component: transcription factor TFIIH holo complex; transcription preinitiation complex; nucleotide-excision repair factor 3 complex. The record is from RefSeq and is a predicted model, not a curated record. Gene Ontology annotation, biological process: nucleotide-excision repair; transcription initiation at RNA polymerase II promoter. Gene Ontology annotation, molecular function: hydrolase activity; 3'-5' DNA helicase activity; DNA binding. Lineage: Eukaryota; Metazoa; Chordata; Actinopteri; Siluriformes; Siluridae.